Molecule: messenger RNA, 2325 nt
Organism: Anolis sagrei ordinatus
Lineage: Eukaryota; Metazoa; Chordata; Lepidosauria; Squamata; Anolidae
Source: RefSeq, a predicted model, not a curated record
UUUCAAGCUACAUGCCUGUGUAUUCAAGGAGGAAAGGGAGGAUUGUGCUGUAAACAGUGGGGCUUGGUAAUCUAAUUAUACAAAUUGAAUAGAGCAAUACAAGGACUGAGAAGAGGCAAUCAGGAGAACAUAUCUGUGACCAUCUGGCAUAAUAUUGGAAUCAUAAAUGUAAAAUAAUGGAAAAUCUCCAUUCCUUGUCAAAAUCACACACAGGGGAGAAGCGACAUAACUGUAUGGAAUGUGGGAAAUGUUUCACUGGGAGAAGUUCUCUUACUAAACAUCAACGAACUCACACAGGAGAGAAGCCGUAUAAAUGUGUGGAAUGUGGAAAGAGCUUUAUUCAGAGUGGACAUCUGCGUAUCCAUCAAAGGACCCACACAGGAGAGAAGCCACAUAAAUGCAUUGAAUGUGGAAAGAGCUUCAGUGAAAGUGGGACUCUGCAUAAUCAUCAAAGGAUCCACACAGGGGAGAAGCCACAUACAUGCAUGGAAUGCGGAAAGAGUUUCAAUAAUAGUGGAAAUCUGCUUACCCAUCAAAGGAUCCACACAGGGGAGAAGCCGCAUAAAUGCAUGGAAUGUGGAAAGCGUUUCAAUCAGAGUGGAGAUCUGCAUUCUCAUCAAAGGACCCACACAGGGGAGAAGCCGCAUAAAUGCAUUGAAUGUGGAAAGAACUUCAGUCACAGUGCGAAUCUGCGUUCCCAUCAAAGGAUCCACACAGGGGAGAAGCCACAUACAUGCAUGGAAUGUGGAAAGAGCUUCAGUCAGAGUGGACAUCUGCGUAUCCAUCAAAGAACCCACACAGGGGAGAAGCCACAUAAAUGUAUGGAAUGUGGAAAGAGCUUCAGUCAGAGUGGAGAUCUGCGUACCCAUCAAAGGAUUCACACAGGGGAGAAGCCACAUCAAUGCAUGGAAUGUGGAAAGAGCUUCAGUCACAGUGCAAGUCUGCGUACCCAUCAAAGGAUCCACACAGGGGAGAAGCCACAUAAAUGCAUGGAAUGUGGAAAGAGCUUCAGACAGAGUGGAAAUCUGCGUACCCAUCAAAGGACCCACACAGGAGAGAAGCCACAUAAAUGCAUGGAAUGUGGAAAGAGCUUCAGCCAGAGUGAAAAUCUGCGUACCCAUCAAAGGACCCACACAGGAGAGAAGCCCCAUAAAUGCAUGGAAUGUGGAAAGAGCUUCAAUCGCAGUGACCAUCUGCGUAUCCAUCAAAGGACCCACACAAGGGAAAAUCGACAUAACUGUAUGGAAUGUGGGAAAUGUUUCACAGGGAGAAGUUCUCUUACUAAACAUCAACGAACUCACACAGGAGAGAAGCCAUAUACAUGCAUGGAAUGUGGAAAGAGCUUCAGUCAGAGUGGAGAUCUGCGUAUCCAUCAAACGACCCACACAGGAGAGAAGCCGCACAAAUGCGUGGAAUGCGGAAAGAGCUUCAGUCGGAGUGCGACUCUGCAUAUCCAUCAAAGAACCCACACAGGGGAGAAGCCACAUAAAUGCAUGGAAUGUGGAAAGAGCUUCAGUGAGAGUGGGAAUCUGCGUAAGCAUCAAAGAACCCACACAGGGGAGAAGCCACAUAAAUGCAUGGAAUGUGGAAAGAUCUUCAGUCGGAGUGGAAAUCUGCGUAUCCAUCAAAGAACCCACACAGGGGAGAAGCCACAUACAUGCAUGGAAUGUGGAAAGAGUUUCAGUCGGAGUGACAGUUUGGAUAUCCAUCAGAGAACCCACACAGGGGAGAAGCGACAUAAAUGCAUGGAAUGUGGAAAGAGCUUCAGUCGGACUGGACAUCUGCGUAUCCAUCAGAGAACCCACACAGGAGAGAAGCCACAUAAAUGCAUGGAAUGUGGAAAGAGCUUCAGUGAAAGUGGGACUCUGCGUAUCCAUCAAAGAACGCACACAGGGGAGAAGCCACAUAAAUGCAUGGAAUGUGGAAAGAGUUUCAGUCAGAGUAACAGUUUGGAUAUCCAUCAUAGAACCCACACAGGGGAGAAAUCACAUAAAUGCAUGGAAUGUGGAAAGAGCUUCAGUCAGAGUUCACAUCUGCGUAUCCAUCAAAGGACCCACACAGGGGAGAAGCCACAUAGUGUAUAUACUUGAGUAUAAGCCGACCAAAUAUAAGAGGGAAAAAUUGGGAAAACUUAUUGAGUUGAGUAUAGGCCGAGGGUGGGGAAUGCAGCAGCUAUUGGUAAAUUUCAAGAAUAAAAAUAAAAAUAGAUAGCAAUAAAAUUACGUUAAUUGAGGCAUCUGUAGGUUAAAUGUUUCUGAAUAAUUGCAUAAAUCUGUAAUUUAAGAUAAGACUGUCCAUCUCUGAUUAAAUCAUUAUUCUAACCUU